Mesocricetus auratus (golden hamster) is the source of this 4883-nucleotide messenger RNA. It is a transcript of the gene Adamts17, whose product is annotated as ADAM metallopeptidase with thrombospondin type 1 motif 17. Gene Ontology annotation, molecular function: metalloendopeptidase activity. Bases 81 to 3518 code for a protein of 1145 amino acids. Gene Ontology annotation, biological process: extracellular matrix organization; proteolysis. The transcript is spliced from 25 exons. Gene Ontology annotation, cellular component: extracellular matrix. Lineage: Eukaryota; Metazoa; Chordata; Mammalia; Rodentia; Cricetidae. The record is from RefSeq and is a predicted model, not a curated record.
GCUUCACUUCGGCUGGCGUCGCCGCCUCGCGCGCCCCUGUUCUGCCACUACAGUCUUGGGGGCUGCUGGUCCCGAGUACCAUGUGCGAAGGCGCCCUGCUGCCCCCUUUCGUCCUGUCCUUGCUGCUGCUGGUGUGGGGACUGGACCCGGGCACAGCAGUCGGCGACGCGGCGGCCGACGUGGAGGUGGUGCUCCCGAGGCGACUGCGCCCCGACGACGUGCACCUGCAGCUGCUGCCGGGAGUAGCGGGGCUACGGCGGUGGCGACGACCGCGAGCAUCUCCGGGUGACCCUCUGGCGGGGACCAGAGAGCGCGCCCUGCUUCUGCACCUGCCGGCCUUCGGGCGCGACCUGUACCUGCAGCUGCGCCGCGACCUGCGCUUCCUGUCUCCGGGCUUCGAGGUGGAGGAGGCGGAUGCUGCGGGGAGCCGCGAACACCCAGCAGAGCUGUGCUUCUACUCAGGACGAGUCCUGGGCCACCCGGGCUCCCUGGUCUCCCUCAGCGCCUGCGGCGCCUCCGGCGGCCUGGUUGGCCUCAUCCAGCUGGAGCAGGAGCAGGUGUUCAUCCAGCCCCUCAACAACUCAGGAGGCCCAUUCAGCGGAAGAGAGCAUCUGAUCAGGCGCAAAUGGUCCUCCGCCCCCAGCCAGUCUACCUACGAGGAGGAGCCCAGGCAGCACUGCAAAGUAGUGACAGAAAAGAAGCCCAAGAAGGACAAAGCAUCGCGGGACUGGAGGGAGCGGAGGAAUGCCAUCAGGCUCACCAAUGAGCACACAGUGGAGACCCUGGUGGUGGCCGAUGCCGACAUGGUGCAGUACCACGGGGCAGAGGCUGCGCAGAGGUUCAUCCUCACUGUCAUGAACAUGGUAUACAACAUGUUUCAGCACCAGAGCCUCGGGAUUAAAAUUAACAUUCAAGUCACCAAGCUGGUCCUGCUGCGACAACGUCCGGCCAAGUUAUCCAUUGGGCAUCAUGGUGAGCGGUCCCUGGAGAGCUUCUGUCACUGGCAGAAUGAGGAGUAUGGGGGUGCACGGUACCUUGGCAAUAACCAGGUACCAGGAGGGAAGGAUGAUUCACCUUCUGUGGAUGCUGCUGUGUUUGUGACCAGGACAGAUUUCUGCGUUCACAAAGAUGAACCAUGUGACACUGUUGGAAUUGCUUACUUAGGAGGCGUGUGCAGUGCUAAGAGGAAAUGUGUGCUUGCUGAAGACAAUGGUCUCAAUUUGGCCUUUACCAUCGCGCAUGAGCUGGGCCACAACCUGGGAAUGAACCACGACGAUGACCACUCAUCUUGUGCUGGCCGGUCCCACAUCAUGUCAGGAGAGUGGGUGAAAGGCCGGAACCCUAGCGACCUCUCUUGGUCAUCCUGUAGUCGAGAUGACCUCGAGAACUUCCUCAAAUCCAAAGUCAGUGCCUGUUUACUGAUCACUGACCCCAGGAGUCAGCACGCCCUGCGUCUCCCACACAAGCUGCCAGGCAUGCACUACAGUGCCAAUGAGCAGUGCCAGAUUCUGUUUGGCACCAACGCCACCUUCUGCAGAAACAUGGAGCAUCUGAUGUGUGCUGGGCUGUGGUGCCUGGUAGAGGGCGACACAUCCUGCAAGACCAAGCUGGACCCUCCCCUGGAUGGCACGGAGUGUGGGGCGGACAAGUGGUGCCGGGCUGGAGAGUGUGUGAGCAAGACGCCCAUCCCAGAACAUGUGGACGGGGACUGGAGUCCAUGGGGCACCUGGAGCAUGUGCAGCAGGACGUGUGGGACAGGAGCAAGAUUUCGGCAGAGAAAAUGUGACAACCCCCCCCCUGGGCCUGGAGGCACACACUGCCAGGGUGCCAGCGUAGAACAUGCCGCCUGUGAGAACCUGCCCUGCCCCAAGGGUGUGCCCAGCUUCCGGGACCAGCAGUGCCAAGCCCAUGACCGACUGAGCAGCAAGAAGAGGGGCCUGUUGACAGCAGUGGUGGUUGAUGAUAAGCCGUGUGAACUCUACUGCUCACCACUCGGAAAGGAGUCCCCGCUGCUGGUGGCUGACAGGGUCCUGGAUGGCACGCCCUGCGGACCCUACGAGACUGACCUCUGCGUGUAUGGCAGAUGCCAGAAAAUUGGCUGUGAUGGCAUCAUCGGGUCUUCAGCCAAAGAAGACAGGUGUGGCGUCUGCAGCGGGGAUGGCAAGACCUGCCGUGUGGUGAAGGGUGACUUCAGCCACUCCCGGGGCACAGUCAAGAACAAUCUUUGUAUGAAGGUGUCCACAUGUGUGAUGGCAAAGGCGAUUCCCAAGUGUUUCUCAUGUUAUAUCGAAGCUGCUGUCAUUCCAGCCGGAGCUCGGAGGAUCCGUGUGGUAGAAGACAAACCUGCUCACAGUUUCCUGGCUCUCAAAGACUCCAGUAAGAGAGCCAUCAACAGUGACUGGAAGAUAGAGCUGCCCGGAGAGUUCCAGAUUGCAGGUACGACCGUCCGCUAUGUGAGAAGAGGCCUGUGGGAGAAGUUUUCAGCCAAGGGACCCACCACGGUGCCACUGCAUCUGAUGGUGCUGUUAUUUCACGACCAGAAUUAUGGAAUUCACUAUGAAUACACCAUACCCGUAAACCAGAGCACUGAAAAUCAGAGUGAGCCCGCCAAGCCGCAGGACGCCCUCUUUCUCUGGACCCACAGUGGCUGGGAAGGGUGCAGCGUGCAGUGUGGAGGAGGAGAACGAAGAACCAUUGUAUCAUGUACCCGGAUUGUUAACAAGACCACAACCCUGGUGAAUGACAGUGACUGUCCCCAAGGAAGCCGCCCUGAACCCCAAGUGCGAAGGUGCAACUCUCACCCAUGCCAGUCCCGGUGGGUGGCCGGUCAGUGGAGCCCCUGCUCAGCAACCUGUGAGAAGGGUGUCCAACAUCGGGAGGUGACUUGCAUGUACCAGCUACAGAACGGCACACAUGUCACUACUCGGCCCCUCUACUGCUCAGAACCCCGGCCGACACCAGUACAGAGCUGUGAAGGCCAGGACUGCCUGUCUAUCUGGGAGGCAUCAGAGUGGUCAGAGUGCUCUGCCAACUGUGGCAAAGGGACACAGAAACGAACCGUGACAUGCACCAACUCUCAAGGGAAAUGCGAUGCGUCCACAAGGCCGAAAGCAGAGGAGGCGUGUGAGGACUACUCCGGCUGCUAUGAGUGGAAAACUGGGGACUGGUCUAAGUGUUCAUCCACGUGCGGGAAGGGGCUCCAGUCCCGUGUGGUUCAGUGCAUGCAUAAGGUAACUGGACGCCAUGGCAGUGAGUGCCCCACCCUCUCAAAGCCAGCAGCCUACAGACAGUGCCACCAGGAGGUUUGCAAUGACAAGAUUAAUGUGAACACCAUCACCUCCCCUCGCCUUGCUGCCCUGACCUACAAAUGUACACGAGACCAGUGGACAGUAUACUGCCGGGUCAUCCGAGAGAAGAACCUCUGCCAGGACAUGCGGUGGUACCAGCGCUGCUGCCAGACCUGUAGGGACUUCUAUGCAGAUAAGAUGCGCCAGCCGCCCUCUCCACCAAGCUCAUGACGCACAGCACAGUGCUUGCUCAAAGCUCUGCCUCAAGAUCCGAGCUGUCAUCACUGACCCAUCCCGACGUGACAUGGAAAGAUGGAGAAGGUCCUCUCUUCCAUCCCCACGCCUUCACUUUCACCACAGAACUUUUCUGUCUCCAGAAGCACAGAGAAGUAACCAGACUGACCUCUCCAAGAGUGGUGGACCAGCUGCUAGUCUCCUGGCUGCUGCAGGAGACUGGCUUGGCUUCACAUCUUGGUGGGUCUUCUUGGGUGCUUAUGUUUGGAACUACCUUGAGACCCAUCUUCUCCUGGUGUCAGAUAGAAGCUCUUGGGCCAGUUUCCAUGGGAUCAUCUCCAAGUACUUUUUGACUUAUUGGUGCUGUUUCUAUUUUAGUAUAGGGAUGUUUGUUUUUGUUUUUUAUUUUACUAGCCCAUCACAGAGACGUGGUAGGGGUGGCAGGGAGCUUGAUUCCACUUGAACUGAAAAGGAGUGUUGAUAAACCUCCUUAGGUGCUCUAAGAGACUGUCAGGGUGAAGUAACCCCCUGGGUCACCCCCCCCCCAGUGAGGUGCUAAACACUGCUCCCCCACUCACUUCUGAUCACCAGCAGACUCCCCAACCUGUUUCUAAAAGCCGCAGAUUCCAGGGAGUUUUGGGGGGAGUGGAGGAAGAGGUGCUGUCAACUUUCCUUCAGCCCAACAUCUGUUAAUUUACCCAAAGACAUUCAUAGUUUGGAGCCAGAAAGCAGUGAGACCGCCAGCAUAGCCAGCUCGGGAAGCCGCACAGUUUCCCAUAGGUGUGACUGUCCCUCGUGCCUCUGAUGCCCCACUGCCAUCUGUCCCCAUUAAUGUUGAGCCCCCCCCCACGCAUGCCCUUUCUGAGCAAACGCUGGCCUUGUCGCUCUGAACUCCACCAUGACGCUUUCCUUCUGUUGUGCCCAGAGCCAUCAAAGCUCUGGGGUCUCAACGGUGAUGUUUCUGUGUUAGACCCUCCCUGUCACUCACGUACUGUACCUUCGUGGUUACACAGAUGUGUCACUAGCGUCUCACAAUCUCAUGGUGCUAUUCGUACUGGUGCAAGACAAGCCACUGGCUGUUGUCUGUGGCUCGAUGGAUCAGAGCACAGGAAAGGAGGCUGAGUGGCAGCCUCUCCUUUGCUCUUCUCUCUUUUUUCACUUUAAAGUCUAAUGUAUGUAUUUCCCACUAGUUAACUUACAUUCAGUACUGUGCCCGUGGGUUCUGUCUUGUUUUGUUUUACUUUGGGGUGCUGGUUAUGAAAGAAAACAAAAGAUGAAAAACAUUGGAUGCCAUCGUACAUGAAAAAUACAUCAUUUCAUUGGAAGCAAGUCGAAUAUGUGUAAUAAAAUGUUUUUCCACAA